ACAUUACAGGGACAACAUGAUCGCCUUCCUUUUAUUCUCUAUUGUUAAAGUCGCUAUUACAUGUAUCCCAACUCAAGAAGUUGAACCUAUUGACCCAGUCAGCACUACUACAACGACAUCUUCUACAACCACCACAACUACUACAACUACAACGACGGAAGCAACUACAACAACUCUAACAUUAGCUCCGAACCCCUGCACAAUGUGUGCUCCAAUUUACAAUACUGGAUGCAUGGGAGUUGGAAUGCCAAGUCCCACAGAUUGGUGUGUUAUUGGAGAUGAUAUUCCCGUUACUUAUUCACUUGUAGAUGAUGGUGCAGGACUUAUUAGUUGCGAAACGACAUUACAAUGCCCAACUGGAACAUUUGCUUAUUUUGUAGCAGGAACCGAAAUGCAAGGAAGCAACGGAGGCACUGAUUCAUACACAGUCAGCUGCGAAGAAUCGGGUGGUUUUUAUAUUGGAAUAUGGCGGUUAGUAAUUGGUGGGAUACCUACUCCAAUUACUCAAGCAACAUGCAGAAACAUGUAGAAGUGCACAAAUAUUGAUGGUACUUUAUGAAAGUUUCAAGAUGUUAUGGUUCAAUAUUUCUAAAAUUAUACAAGAUAUAAUAAAUAUUGAUAUUGAUGUCUA
Messenger RNA from Caenorhabditis elegans, 631 nucleotides. It is a transcript of the gene C04G6.2, whose product is annotated as DUF281 domain-containing protein. The transcript is spliced from 4 exons. NCBI's taxonomy places the organism in Eukaryota, Metazoa, Nematoda, Chromadorea, Rhabditida, Rhabditidae. The record is from RefSeq and is marked reviewed. The coding region runs from base 17 to 529 and encodes 170 amino acids.